CUACAUCUCCCGGCGAGCCCUGCCAGGGUUGUGCCCCUCUCCCGGCGUGCCGGGGGCGGCCCCGGAGGCAGGGAAGGGAGAAGAGGGGAGGAGAGGGAAGUGCGGUACCGAACGCAGCAGGCAUUAUGCUGCUUGAAGUAUUCCUGGUUCUGGGGACGGUCAUUAUCUACUUCUUAUUUUCCAAGAAGAAAGAAGAGACACUGCCCUUCAAAGAUGGAUGGUGGGGCAAGGGACAAAAACCUGACACUAAAGAAGAUACAACUAUUCGGCCAUUUAAGGUGGAGACUACAGAAGAAGAGCUGAGCGACUUAUUUAGGAGACUUGACCAGGCUCGGUUCACUGAGCCACUGGAGAACAGUUGCUUCCAUUAUGGGAUUAACUCAGUGUAUCUCAGGAAGGUUGUCUCCUACUGGAAAAACCAGUUCAAUUGGAAGAAACAAGUUGAAGUCCUCAACAAGUAUCCACAUUUCAAAACAAAGAUUCAAGGCAUUGAUGUCCAUUUUGUUCAUGUAAAGCCUCCUCGCUUGCCUGAAGGCCAGUCUGCAAAGCCAUUAUUAAUGGUUCAUGGUUGGCCUGGCUCAUUUUACGAGUUUUACAAAAUUAUUCCUCUCCUGACGGAUCCUGCAAGCCAUGGCCUCAGUGACGAACACAUUUUUGAAGUCAUUUGCCCAUCUAUCCCUGGUUAUGGUUUCUCAGAAGCACCUCACAAAAAAGACUUUAAUUCUGUAAGUGCUGCUUCUGUUUUCUAUGAAUUGAUGCUCAGACUGGGAUUCAAUGAGUUCUAUGCCCAAGGUGGUGAUUGGGGCUGGCUCAUCUGCACCAACCUGGCCCAGAUGGCUCCCAACCACGUGAAAGGUCUCCAUUUAAAUCUAGCCUCGGUUACGAAGGUGGGAUUCACUCACCUGCUCUCCGUUCUGCUGGGCCGCCACUUUCCUGGGCUCUUCGGUUUCCAGGAGGAAGACGUCAGAAGGAUGUUCCCCUUCUUGAAAAAAGGGCUCUACAGGAUCCUGGUGGAGUCUGGCUAUGCUCACAUACAGGCUACAAAGCCGGAUACUGUUGGCUGUGGUUUGAAUGACUCUCCUAUAGGACUGGCUGCAUAUAUCCUGGAGAAGUUUUCUUCCUGGACUGAUCUGGAAUUCCAGAAUUUAGAGGAUGGAGGACUAGAGAGGAAGUUUAACCUGGAUGAUCUGCUCACCAAUAUCAUGAUCUACUGGGUGUCAGGCUGUAUAGUGUCCUCAGUGCGUUUCUACAAAGAAAACUUUCAGAAGGGGAUAGGCACACAGAAACAUGAAAAACUCACAGUACAAGUACCUACUGGCAUUGCCUCCUUCCCUAAUGAAAUCAUGCACACACCUCAGGCUUGGGCCCAGAAGAAAUACACCAAUAUAGUUUCCUUCCAUUUCAUGCCUCAAGGUGGCCAUUUCGCAGCUUUGGAGGAACCUGAACUUCUUGCUAAGGAUAUUCUGCAAUUUGUGGGGAAAGUAGAGAAAGAGCAACUUUGGAAAAAUAAAAGGGAAUAACUUCCCUGACAAACAGCAGGGUGGGUAAUUACUUUUAGCUUAGCACAUGUACAGGGCUUACCAACUCUACUGUAAUCCAUGUAAUUAGAUCUUAUUACUGACCAGACAUGAGAGAGGACAGCAAGAAAAAUGCAGUAUAUCUCCAUGAGAUGCUGCCAUGGGGACCUACUGAUUUUGGGUUGGGGUUUGUUUUUCUUUUGUUCAGCUAGGCUAAGAAAGUAGCAGGAAGAUUACUUGGCUAUCUCCUAAAAUGUGUUGUUUAGUAUUCCUGACUCUUUGAGAUUAAAAUAUAGACCUUACAAUGUAACUAACAACAGUUUAAUUGUUAUGAAAGGUUUUUUUUUUUUUUUUUUUUUUUUUUUCAUGACAGCAGUAAAACUUGAGUUGCUGUAAGCAUGGAGUUCCUCACAUAAGGAAUGGGGAGCAGCCUAGCAAGACCUAACUUGCAUGAGUGCAUCAGGUAAUUGGCAUCAGUGAGCUACAGUACCUUUAAACGAGCCCAUUGCCUGCUGCUGGCUGCCUUUCUCUUCCAGCCUGGGCUGUUAAGCAGCUUCCUGGCUGUGAAGAAGCUCAGCUCCUCUGUGCCAGACUCCUGGGAUGGCACCAUGCAAAGAGCAACUGGAACACACAGGUGCCUGUAGGUCGGACCAAAAGGAGGGGCUGGGUAGGAGUAAUUAUAGCCCAAGCUACCUCUGCACUGAGUUUGUACUCGUGACUUAAAUCAUAGCCCAGGGUAAGCUCAACACACUGUGGUUUUGCACUGCUUUUGCAAGGCAUUGUAAAUACUCUUACUGAAGAAUAAAAAUUUGAUUAAUUCAAAAUAAAAAGAAACUCGCAUUAAAAA
Empidonax traillii (willow flycatcher) is the source of this 2364-nucleotide messenger RNA. RefSeq names its product epoxide hydrolase 1 (gene EPHX1). The coding region runs from base 126 to 1520 and encodes 464 amino acids. The transcript has 9 exons. The record is from RefSeq and is a predicted model, not a curated record. NCBI's taxonomy places the organism in Eukaryota, Metazoa, Chordata, Aves, Passeriformes, Tyrannidae. Gene Ontology annotation, molecular function: epoxide hydrolase activity. Gene Ontology annotation, biological process: epoxide metabolic process.